CCGUUUUUGUUUGAGGUUGUAAAGAUAUGUUCAAAAAUUAACUUUAAGUAGUUACUUUGUCAGGCGGGCUAUUUCGCUAUUUAUUCAAAGUGUUAAAACGUGGUUAAGCAAUCGAAAUAAAAUUACAGAGCGGUGGCUGGAAUAACCUAGUUUUUCUUAAAACUGAUAGGCUAAGAAGCUUGAAUAGGCCUAGACCAAGUUGAUUUUUAAAAUGGAAGAGCUAGAGGGUAUGGAAAGGGUCUAUCUCCCAAAUUCGGGGGGCUUUGCUAAAAAAGUUUCAUGGUGUACUGGAAAGGUGACAUUCAAAGAAUACUUUCACAAGUAUGCUGAAAAGCUGUAUGAAAUUAAACCCAACAGCAAGACUACAACCAGAGAAAUAUACAAUAACCUUUUAGGCAUACAAGGAGAGGAAAUUUCAGCUUGGAAGCAGAGAGUUCUCCUGCAAACUAUGAAUCCAAGACAAUUUUAUACUAUGCCUAUUGAUGUUUCAACAAAUGAACUCAUUGGUAAUGAAAGUAAGCCGUCAACUUCAACAGAAAAAAGUAAGCCUUCCACUUCAACAGGAAAAAGUAAGCCUUCCACUUCAACAGGAAAAAGUAAGCCUCCCACUUCCACAGGAAAAAGUAAGCCUUCCACUUUAUUAGAAAAAAGUAAGCCCUCUACUUCAACAGAAGCUGGAAAGUCAGGGCCAACAAAUGAUUGCAAAACAUCACAAAAACAAAAACGCCCUACAAAAAAAGUAUCAAAGAAAUUCUCCCAUAGCACUUCUAGAAAAAAAAUUGGCAACUUGUCAAACAAAAAGGGUAGGCCUAAAGGCUCCACAUCAAAAUCAAAUGUGGCAAAAGAAAAUGAAAAUGUUGUUCAUAAAGAAAUUAGCGACCACAAGAAAGACAAUGAACCAUCAUCUGAAUUAGGACUAGUUGAUGUUAUGUUGAGUUUGCCCUCUACUUCAAAAGGUGGCCUGCUUAAAAAAACACAGGAAAAUUCAAACAAUCAAGAUACAGCUUCAAUAUCAUCUUCUGUCAUAAGUGAUGAGAUUGAUAAAAACGUCAGUGUUUUCGUUGACUCUAACCGUAGUGUAGCGACUGCUAUAUUUCUAACACCCUCGGAUACAUCUGAAAACCAAUCGCAAGAAACAAUUGUAUCCACAAAUAGCUAUGAUUCUUUCAUGGCACCCUUACCUGAUGCUCCAAGAAAUGUGAAUAAUGACGAUCAAAUUCCAACAAGUUCAAGUUUUCCUGGUCAAGAAAACCUACCACAAGAAACAAUCACUUCAAUAAAAAGUUGUGAUUCUGUAGCAUCCGAAUCUGCUGCACCAACAAAUGCUGAUAGUGAUUAUGAAAUUCCAACCUGUUCAAGUUUUCUUGGCCAAAGAACCAUAUCACAAGAAACAAUCCCAUCCAUAAAAAGUUGUGAUUCUGUAGUAUCCGAACCUGCUGCACUAACAAAUGCUAAUAAUGAUUAUGAAAUUCCAACAUGUCCAAGUAUUCCUGGUCAAGAAGAUGAUGAAAAUAUUUCUUCAAAAAACAAAGGGCUUCGGCGAAGUGCACGCAUUAGGGUAAAAACUGAACAGAUUGAUUAUAAUGAGCAGGAGGAGGAUAAUGAUAAAUCUGACAUGAAGCAAUCCAACACGGAAAAUAAGAAAUCCAACACGGAAAAUAAGAAAUCCAACACGCAAAAUAAGCAAUCUAACACGCAAAAUGAAAGUGAUUCUAACAUGGAUGAACAAUCCUCCUCAGACGAAAGUGAGGUUGAUAUGCAAUAUAAACAACGUACUACUGCUGAGAUCAUUCAUGAAAUCAAUCAAAGAGCUCCCAGCCAAAACAGAAAGAAUUGCUCUAUUAGAGGGAUGACGAUGGUCGACACAACUCAGAGGUAUGGAAAAAGAAAUUUGUUACCAAGAGAACAUUUUCUUGUCAGUUUUCGAGUUCAUAAGCCCUUCAAACAUGCUCCAGGAUUAAAAAAUUUUCGUAUUGGAAAGUGCUUGCAAGAAAUUGACGUGCUUAACUUCCAAACUCUUUUUAACUUGCGGCAAAAAAUUAUGUGUGAAUUAGACUACCAAACAACAGAUGGUGAAAUCAGCGAAUGGCCUUUUGAUAAGAAACAAAAUUUGGCAAAGGAUACGUACAAGUCGGGCAUGUUUUACAUCGACAAUACCUUCUACAUUGACACCGUAGAGGGCACUGAAGAUUACUCUGAACCCAUCAAAAAGUGGGCUCAAGAAAAUCAUAUUGAUGUUGGUAAAACAAUGGCAAUGCAUGAUAGAAAAGUGGAGGACCUCAGGGUUAGGUUUGGCUACCCUUACGUCUACAUACAUCAGGGCAGCUGUGAACACAUCAUCAUGAUAAGCCAAGCAAGAUUUAUCACUGAGAAACACUCUCUGCACUCUUCUGACUAUCCGAAUAUCACUAAAACGAGUCGUUCUUCAAUAAGCUACUGUUUAAUAUGCACCAAGAAACCAGCCGAUCGAAUUGUUAUGGGCAGUGAUCGUAUGCCGCACGACGUGAACCUUAUGUGCCAAGAUUGUUUUAUAUCUUACCAUUACGUCGGAACACAGAAAAUUUGUAGAUUCAAGGCCUACAAAUGGAAUCAGAGAGCACUCCUAUUUAAUUAAGUUUGUUGAACACUAUAGAUUAAGUUAUGCCUUCUAGCUAUCUGAGGCCUAAAUGCCUCCAUGUGUGAUAUAAAUUAAUUAUUUAGUGUUUUGUUACUACAGAGGUAAGGAUUUGCUGUGAUGGAAAUAGCCUUUUUGUAAGGAAUUUAGUGUUUUUAAACAAGGCUCGUAGUUUUCAUUUUAAACAAAAGUGGUAGGUACUUCUGGUACCUAUAUUGAUUACAAUGAUUGAUGUUUAAUGUAUUGUUUUAGUCCUAGCUGGUUCUUUCUACCGGACACUCUGUAUUUUGCAUUUGUCUUCUUAGGAGCCAGUUUGUAAAAGUUGAAUUCUUUUGAAGACAUGUCUUCUUUGAUGUUUAUGUUUUAUAUUUAUUUGUUUUUUUUUACCACACUUCAGCUCUUUUUGGAACCUAAAGACAGGUGAGUAAGACAGUGGUGAAAACUAAUACUUGCCAUAUUCAGUAGUUUCAAACUCAGCCGCAGUUCUGUGAACAUUGUCUUCACUUUGAUAUCGAUUGGCAAUCGUAAUCCUAAAAUCAAAAACAUGGUGCUGUUGAUGCUGUGUUUUUUUAUUGAUUAACUGAUUUUGAGAGGUUUUUUUUCUCAGACAACCUUAUUUUCUCAUUGUAAUUUAAAUUAGCAUUAAUUUUAGAGUGUAGUGAAAAAUAUCCAAGUGUUAACACCUUUUGUGAAAACGUUUGCAAUCUUGGUUAGUCUUGGUUGUUUUUUUUUUUUUUUAUUAUUUGACAGUGUAAUAUAAACUAAGGAAAUGCAUUCAUUUAGACAACAGUGGUGUGCAAUUGGUGUUUAAACAUUGAGCAUUCGGGCACCUUGGGGCACUUGUAUCUAGAGCACAGUAUGGAGGUCUAAUUUUCAAACAACAUCUGAGGGCAUAUUCUGGUAAUUUCAAACGAAGGCUGACUUCCAAGUUGCUUAGAGUCUAUGAUUUGUCAGCGGAGACCUGUAACUAAACAUAUCCACAGAAAUAGUCUGUUGGCAUAAUAUCACUUAAUUAUCAACGCCAGUUAGUUAUACCUUCACCUUUUUAAACGAUAUGAUAAUCUAUCAAUCGUUUCUCUCAAAAGAAUCACCAGUAUGCAUGUCUGGCUGAAUAAUGGUUUAGUUACGGUAAGGCACAAAACAACUGCGUAUCAUUGAUUGGCAGUGAUCUAAAUUUAACGGUAUGUAAAUUAUACCACAAGCUGGAAUGUGUGUUCAAAAAUUUGAUUUCCAGACUGUUUCCUAAAGGAAAUAAAAUUUGUUUUAUCACUGUAAUAUAAAUUGUUUAAAAUAUAUACAUAUAUUUUAAAUCACAGCACUAAAACACCCCUUGCGAUUGCAAGUGCAAACUCCAUUUUCAGCCCUCAGUGAAAAUAUACUGUUUUGUAAUGUAAUGUCAUAAAUAUUUAGGUUUUUUAUGUUACGACAACUCCAUGUCUUAUUUUAAUAUUAAAUACUUCUGAGACUGAUUUCAGAGACUGAUGUUAAGUUUAGGUGUUAAGUUUAGUGUACUUUUAUGACAGUAUUACACUUACAUUUUUGUAUUGAA
Messenger RNA from Macrosteles quadrilineatus (aster leafhopper), 4163 nucleotides. RefSeq lists its product as uncharacterized. Bases 212 to 2614 code for a protein of 800 amino acids. The transcript has 6 exons. Gene Ontology annotation, cellular component: snRNA-activating protein complex. The record is from RefSeq and is a predicted model, not a curated record. Lineage: Eukaryota; Metazoa; Arthropoda; Insecta; Hemiptera; Cicadellidae. Gene Ontology annotation, molecular function: bent DNA binding; core promoter sequence-specific DNA binding; RNA polymerase II cis-regulatory region sequence-specific DNA binding. Gene Ontology annotation, biological process: snRNA transcription by RNA polymerase II; snRNA transcription by RNA polymerase III.